Messenger RNA from Tachysurus fulvidraco (yellow catfish), 3213 nucleotides. RefSeq names its product NLR family CARD domain-containing protein 3-like. Lineage: Eukaryota; Metazoa; Chordata; Actinopteri; Siluriformes; Bagridae. Bases 670 to 2478 code for a protein of 602 amino acids. The transcript is spliced from 7 exons. The record is from RefSeq and is a predicted model, not a curated record.
UUUACUCCUGUAGAAUAAUUAUUUGCGAUUGUUGUUUAUAUAAUUUUGUAUUCAAUAUGAAAAGAAGAAGUACUUAUUGCACCACAAGGCCACACUGUCUGCGCAUGCGCACUAAGCCUCUAAAUGAAAGCGAAAGAAUAGUUCGACAGCGGACUACAGGCUAUAACACCACCGUAAGAAGUACUUCUCAAUGUACCGCAAGGCCACACUGUCUGCGCAUGCGCACUAAGCCUCUAAAUGAAAGCGAAAGAAUAGUUCGACAGCGGACUACAGGCUAUAACACCACCGUAAGUAAACACAAGAGAAAGAGAUCAGAAUCACCAACACACAGCUGUAUCUCCAUGAUGGGUGACAUGGCUAUGGAGCCUCCUCUGCAGUUUAAAGAUGGAGACUCAUCACUUCUACACAGUAAACUACAGAGAAAGAGAUCAGAAUCACCAACACACAGCUGUAUCUCCAUGAAGAGUGAUGUGUCUAUGGAUCGUCCUAUGAAGUUUAAAGAUGGAGACUCAUCACUUCUACACAGUAAACUCCAGGGAAAGAGAUCAGAAUCACCAACACACAGCUGUAGCUCCAUGAAGAGUCAUGAGCCUAUGGAUCAUCAUCUGGGGGUUAAAGCUGUAGACUCCUCACUUCUACACAGAUACGACCCAGAAUCUGCUGGUGGAAAUGAAUUCCAGAAAAAAGUUCAAAUCAUAUUUGAUGAAGAAGUUUCAGUGUUUGAAUGGAGUGAUAAUAAACCUGGGAACCCAAACACUCCUGAAUGAGAUCUACACAGAGCUCUACAUCACAGAGGGAGACAGUGGACAAGUCAAUAAUGAACAUGAGGUGAGACAGAUGGAGGCAGCAUCCAGGAGAAGAACAACAGAGGAAACACCAAUCAAAUGCAAUGACAUCUUUAAGCCUUUAUCUGAACAAGACAAACCCAUCAGAACUGUGCUGACAAAUACAUCAUCUAAACAAGACAAACCCAUCAGAACUGUGCUGACAAAGGGAGUCGCUGGCAUCGGAAAAACCGUCUCUGUGCAGAAGUUCAUUGUGGACUGGGCUGAAGGGAAAGUAAAUCAGGACGUCCACCUCAUAUUUCCACUUCCUUUCAGAGAGCUGAACUUGAUGAUGGACCAGAAAAUGAGCCUGAUGGAGCUCCUUCAUGUGUUUUUUAAGGAAACAAAAGAAACAGAAACGUCCAGUUUGGAAAAGGUUCUGUUCAUUUUUGACGGAUUGGACGAGUGUCGUUUUCCUCUAGAUUUCCAGAACACAGUGAGAGUGUGUGAUGUAACUGAAUCAGCAUCAGUGCCUGUGCUGCUGAUAAACCUGAUCAAAGGGAAUCUGCUUCCAUCUGCUCUCAUCUGGAUCACCUCCAGACCUGCAGCAGCUGAUCAAAUCCCCUCUGAGUGUGUGGAUCGAGUCACAGAGGUACGAGGGUUCAAUGACCCACAGAAGGAGGAGUACUUCAGGAAGAGGAUCAGUGAUCAGAGCCUGGCCAAUAACAUCAUCACACACCUGAAGUCAUUAAGAAGCCUCUACAUCAUGUGUCACAUCCCAGUCUUCUGCUGGAUUACAGCCACUGUUCUAGAGAGAAUGUUGGGUGAAGCAGAGAGUGGAGAGAUCCCCAAGACUCUGACUCAAAUGUACACACACUUCCUCAUCAUUCAGACAAACAUCAUCAGAGAAAAAUACUCAAAGAAGCAGGAGAGUGAUGAAGAAAUGCUUCUUAAACUGGGACAACUGGCUUUUCAGCAGCUGAAGAAAGGGAACCUGAUCUUCUAUGAUGAAGACCUGAGAGAGUGUGGUAUUGAUGUGACAGAAGCAGCAGUGUACUCAGGUGUGUGUACUCAGAUCUUCAGAGAGGAGUUUGGGCUUCACCACAGUAAAGUGUACUGCUUUGUUCAUCUGAGCAUUCAGGAGCAUCUCGCAGCUCUGUAUGUGCACCUGACCUUCAUGAAGGAGAAGAGAAAUGUUCUGAUACAGAAUCAGGGUUAUAACAGGUGGAUGAACACUAAUACAAUCUCAGAUGUACACAUCAGUGCUGUAGAUCAGACUUUACACAGUCAGACUGGACAUCUGGAUCUUUUCCUUCGCUUUCUUCUGGGUCUCUCACUGGAGUCCAAUCAGAAACUCUUACAUGUUUUAGUAACACAGACAGGAAGUAACCCUCAGAGCACACAGGAAACAGUUCAGUACAUUAAGAAGAAGAUCAGUGAAGAUCCUCCUACAGAGAAAUCCAUCACUCUGUUCCACUGUCUGAAUGAACUGGGUGAUGAUUCUCUAGUGGAGGAAAUCCAACACUACCUGAAAUCUGGAAAACAAAGUGAACUUUCUUCUUCCCAGCUUUCUGCUCUGGUGUUUGUGUUACUGACAUCAGCACAGGAGCUGGAUGAGUUUGACCUGAGUAAAUAUUUCAGUACAGAUAAGAUAACAGAAAAAGUUGUUCUGAAGAUGAUGCCUGUGAUUACAGCAUCCAGUAAAGCAAUGUAAGUAAAUGUGAAUAUAACUGUUCUACUGUUACAGUGUUAGAGAGAAACUGAACACACUCUAAUAUGGACUUUGGGAUGUUCUGACCUGAAGGUGAUACAGAGUGGAGUUCAUGUAAAUAGAUAAAUUAGGGAAUAAAAACUGCAUUAAUAAAUGAAUGAUACUGAAGUGCAGCUAUUAAACAUGUAGAAGCAGGUGAUUACAUUUGAGGGAGUUUUGUAGUUUUGUAGUUAUGACUUAUCUUAAUAUCUUACAAUAAUGAUGAAGUUAAUGCAGGUUUUAUGUUGGAUGUUUGAUGUAUAUUAAACACACCUGUGUACCAGACAUAAAGAACCAUGUUUACUGCAGUAAUGACAAAUUCUAAUCCCCAAAAAGUUUUUAUUCAUUAUUAACUUUUAUUUGUGAGGUGGAAAUGGUCUUUUAUAGGAAACUGACUUUAAAAAGUUUUAUACUCGUUAGAGGAAACAUUUUUAUAAUAAUAAUAAUAAUAAUAAUAAUAAUAAUAAUAAUAAUAAUAAUUAGAGAGAAUUCGACUCUAGAGGCAGGAGGAAGCAUCAAUAUAAAGAAGAGACUGUUGGACUUGGACAGAGUAGAUUUUGAACCUAUAAGGGGAACUUUUGAGAAUUUUGAGAAAGUUGGAGGAAAACUAAAGGUUUAUUUCAUUUAAACAAUAGUUGAGACACGAGUGUGGAAGAGCAGAGUCACGUUUUAUGGACAUAUAAAAUACACUGCACUAAA